UAUUAUUUCUUUCCUCUCUCUCUGGGUAAAAAUACUUAGCUAGUACAAUGGCUUCUGCUGCUUUGAAAGAUGAACUAGAUAUCGUGAUACCAACAAUAAGAAACUUGGAUUUCUUGGAAAUGUGGAGGCCUUUCUUUGAACCAUACCAUCUUAUCAUCGUUCAAGAUGGUGAUCCUUCAAAGACCAUUAAGGUCCCUGAUGGCUUUGAUUAUGAACUAUACAAUCGCAAUGAUAUUAACAAGAUCUUGGGUCCUAGGUCCUCUUGCAUUUCCUUCAAGGACUCUGCUUGCCGCUGCUUCGGUUACAUGGUGUCCAAGAAGAAGUAUAUCUACACCAUUGAUGAUGAUUGCUUUGUUGCAAAGGACCCAAGUGGGCAAGACAUCAACGCGCUGGAGCAGCACAUAAAGAACCUUUUGUGCCCAUCUACUCCCAAUUUCUUCAACACUUUGUAUGACCCUUUUAGGGAUGGCGCUGAUUUUGUGCGUGGAUACCCUUUCAGCCUUAGGGAGGGCGUGCCAACAGCAGUGUCUCAUGGCCUGUGGCUCAACAUCCCUGAUUAUGAUGCACCUACACAGCUCGUCAAGCCUCUCGAGAGGAACACCAGGUACGUUGAUAUGGUGUUGACAAUCCCAAAGGGCACCCUUUUCCCAAUGUGUGGUAUGAAUCUGGCAUUUGACCGUGAGCUUAUCGGCCCAGCAAUGUACUUUGGACUCAUGGGAGAUGGCCAGCCCAUUGGACGUUAUGAUGAUAUGUGGGCUGGUUGGUGCUGCAAGGUAAUUUGUGAUCACUUGGGAUUGGGAAUCAAGACUGGAUUACCCUACAUCUAUCACAGCAAGGCUAGCAAUCCCUUUGUGAACUUGAAGAAGGAAUACCUCGGCAUUUUCUGGCAAGAAGAAAUCAUUCCUUUCUUCCAGUCACAUACUUUCUCCAAAGACUGUACUUCUGUGCAAAAGUGCUAUGUGGAACUGUCUAAGCAGGUCAAAGAAAAGCUCGGUAAAGUAGACCCCUAUUUUCUGAAGCUUGCAGAUGCGAUGGUCACGUGGAUUGAAGCUUGGGAUAUGCUCAACCCUGCUAAUAAAGACUCUGCUAAACUUCCUACUGGUUCUUCAAAAUGAAAUUUUCAAUAUCAUUAAUUAUGAUUAAAUGCGAUUAGCAGAUCACGUGUUAUAAUCAAAUAAUAGGCACCGACUAAGGUUUGGAUUGUCUUCCCAUGAGCGUAGUGAUAUAAGCCUGCCUGGAUGUUUACUUUGUAGUAAUAAUAGUUUUCUUUUGAGUUUACUUAUUUGAUUUUGUCAAUUGUAUUACUUAGUUGAUUUGUCAAUUGUAUCCUUCUCAUACUUUAUUUUUGGUCUAGGUUUAGCGAUAUUUCGACUUGUAUGUUGAUAAUAUCAAUGGAUGUAGUCCUCUUUUAUUACGUUCUUGUAAAAUGUAAUGAGCCAUAAUGUAAGUUUUCUACUCUGGUUAUGUACACUUAUAUAUGCUAAUGGUGCAUUUUCCCUG
This is a messenger RNA of Lycium barbarum (goji berry), 1500 nucleotides long. Its product is annotated as probable UDP-arabinopyranose mutase 2. The transcript has 4 exons. Gene Ontology annotation, molecular function: UDP-arabinopyranose mutase activity. Lineage: Eukaryota; Viridiplantae; Streptophyta; Magnoliopsida; Solanales; Solanaceae. Gene Ontology annotation, biological process: UDP-L-arabinose metabolic process; plant-type cell wall biogenesis. The coding region runs from base 48 to 1115 and encodes 355 amino acids. Gene Ontology annotation, cellular component: Golgi apparatus; cytosol. The record is from RefSeq and is a predicted model, not a curated record.